Molecule: messenger RNA, 3292 nt
Organism: Cucurbita maxima (winter squash)
Lineage: Eukaryota; Viridiplantae; Streptophyta; Magnoliopsida; Cucurbitales; Cucurbitaceae
Product: pentatricopeptide repeat-containing protein At1g74600, chloroplastic
Exons: 2
Coding region: 65-2743 (892 amino acids)
Biological process (GO): RNA modification
Molecular function (GO): RNA binding; protein binding
Source: RefSeq, a predicted model, not a curated record
UUCCGUUGUUUUCCCGCUCUAUGCAAAGUCGUUACACUCCUUCCCUAUCUCCAAAUGAGCACAAAUGAAUUUUACUGGGAUUCCAACUUUCGUAAAUAAAACACUGUUAUCCCAACGUAGAUUGAUUUCCUCCGUCGCUACUGUAGACAAUGCGUCCAGUUUUUCCUUCACCAAAAUUGAAACUUACCCUCUUUUCGACCCUUCGCAGUUGCUCAGCGAUUAUGUAAAAUCCAGAAAAUGCUCUUUGAGGCACACCAAAGUUCUACAUGCCAAGUUACUCCGAGCAACUCUUCUUCAUUCCAAUAUCUAUGUUUCAAAUUCUUUGCUGGAUUGCUACUCAAAGUCUAACUCUCUGGACCAUGCACUCAAGCUGUUUGAUACAAUGCUCCACCCAAAUGUCAUUUCUUGGAAUAUCCUUAUCUCCAGUUUCAACCACAACUUCUUGUAUUUGGAUUCGUGGAGAACAUUUUGCAGGAUGCAUUUCCUGGGUUUUGAACCCAGCGAGAUAACAUAUGGGAGUGUUUUAUCUGCUUGUGCUGCCAUUCAAGCCCCAAUGUUUGGUAAGCAGGUCUAUUCACUUGCUGUGAGAAAUGGGUUUUUUGUUAAUGGUUAUGUUCGAGCAGGGAUGAUCGAUUUGUUUGCAAAAGAGUCUAGUUUUCUGGAUGCUCUAAGGGUGUUUCAAGAUGUUGAUUGUGAGAAUGUGGUGUGCUGGAAUGCUAUUGUGUCCGCAGCUGUAAGGAAUGGGGAGAAUUUUAUGGCUUUGGAUCUUUACAACACAAUGUGUCGUGGGUUUUUGGAGCCUAAUAGUUUCACGUUUUCUAGUGUUCUAACUGCGUGUGCUGCACUUGAACAUCCUGAAUUUGGGAAAAGAGUUCAGGGGAAAGUGAUUAAAUGUGGCGGAGAAGAUGUUUUUGUAGAGACAGCCCUCAUUGAUUUGUAUAGCAAGUGUGGAGAAAUGGAUGAAGCUGUUAAAAUAUUCUUGCGGAUGCCCAUUCGCAAUGUGGUCUCAUGGACUGCCAUAAUAUCUGGUUUUGUGCAGAAGAAUGAUUACUUAAUGGCCCUCAAGUUUUUCAAAGAUAUGAGAAAAUUGGGGGAGGAAAUCAAUAGCUAUACAGUCACUAGCGUGUUAACUGCAUGUGCUAAUCCAGCCAUGACAAAAGAAGCAAUCCAACUCCACUCCUGGAUUUUAAGAGCUGGUUUUUCAUCCCAUGCGGUGGUGGGAGCUGCUUUAAUUAACAUGUAUUCGAAAAUAGGAGCUAUUGAUCUUUCUAUGACUGUUUUCGGAGAGAUGGACAAUCAAAGGAAUCUCAGUUCUUGGACAGCUAUGAUUACCUCAUUUGCACAGAACAAUGAUAAAGAGAAAGCAAGUGAAUUGUUCCAAAAAAUGUUACGGGAAAGUAUGGGACCAGAUACAUUUUGCACCUCUAGUGUCUUGAGUGUGACCGACUGUAUUACCUUUGGGAGACAGAUUCACUGCUUCACGCAUAAAACUGGAUUAGUAUUUGGCAUUUCUGUUGGCAGUGCUCUUUUCACAAUGUAUUCCAAAUGUGGCUAUCUAGAGGAAGCUUUUCAUGUUUUUAAAAACAUGCCAAAGAAGGACCAUAUUUCAUGGGCAUCGAUGAUGUCCUGUUUCUCAGAACAUGGUUAUGCAAAAGAGGGCAUCCAAUUAUUUAGAGAAAUGUUGUUUGAAGAAUAUGUUCCUGAUUCUAUGAUUUUAAAUACAGUCCUAAAUGCAUGUUCUGUUCUUCAUUCUAUUCAAAUAGGCAGAGAGAUUCAUAGUUAUUCUGUUCGUUUGGGUCUUGACAAAGAUGUAGCUAUUGGGGGUUCGCUUGUGACUAUGUACUCAAAAUGCGGCAACCUGGAGAUGGCUCGGAGGGUGUUUGAAACAUUGCCCGAGAAAGAUAAUAUUGCAUGCUCUUCGUUGGUUUCAGGAUAUGCUCAACACAAGUGCAUCAAAGAGACAAUUUUGCUAUUCCAAGAUCUACUGGAGGCUGGCUUAGCCAUCGAUCCCUUUUCAAUCUCAUCCAUACUGGGUGCAAUUGCGCUUUUAAAUAGGCCUGGUAUUGGGACUCAACUCCAUGCAAUCAUUACGAAAGUAGGCUUGGAGAAAGAUGUUUCUAUUGGGAGUUCGCUAGUAAUGGUAUACUCCAAAUGUGGAAGCAUAGAAGACUGCUGCAAAGCAUUUGAGCAGAUUGGAAAGCCUGAUUUGAUAGGUUGGACAGCCAUGAUUGUGAGUUAUGCCCAGCAUGGGAAAGGUGCUGAAGCUUUAUGUGUCUAUGAACUUAUGAAGAAAGAAGGAAUCAAGCCUGAUCCAGUCACCUUUGUUGGGGUUUUGUCUGCUUGUAGCCAUAAUGGUUUGGUGGAUGAAGCUUAUUUCCACCUUAAUUCGAUGGUGAAAGACUAUGGUAUACAACCGGGACAUCGACAUUAUGCUUGUAUGGUAGAUCUUCUUGGUCGGUGUGGGCAACUGAAAAGGGCAGAAGAACUGAUUAACAAUAUGCCUAUUGAACCUGAUGCUCUCAUUUGGGGAACUCUUCUCGCUGCCUGUAAAGUACAUGGAGAUAUUGAACUUGGAAAACUAGCGGCAAGAAAGGUCAUGGAGUUGAAGCCAAGUGACACUGGGGCUUAUGUCUCUCUUUCCAACAUCUGUGCUGAUAUGGGCCUGUGGGAAGAGGUCCUGAACGUUAGAAGCCAUAUGAAGGGAGCUGGAGUGACGAAGGAACCUGGUUGGAGCUUGCUGUAAGAAGCUGUUGUUCAUAGUUGAUCUCAGAAAAACUUGUGGGACAAGCUGAGUGAAGAAGGAAGGCUCUUGGUCAGUUUUAGAAUAUUUUUUUUGUAAGAGAGGAAGUCUUUCUGUUCUAUAUCCACCUCAGUACCUCAUGUUUGGUUCUUAAAUCAGAAGACAGGAAUGCAACCAACAGACAUCGUGACUUACUGAUCCGGCUGGAUACCGAAAGUGACUCAAAUUGACUAUAGAUGUAAGGUCUAAAGACUUUUACCUUUUUCCCCUGUGAUAUUUAUAAGAUAGUCAACCAUUAGCCAAAUAAAGUCGACCCUUUACCUGAAUUUAUCUAUGCCUUUUUCUUUACUCCUAUUCUCAGAGGAACGGCUUCACUGCUUUUGUUACUUUGUUCAACUUCAUGGCCACUUCUCUGUCGUGUGAUCAUUGUAUUUCUAGUAAGGAAUGAAAUAAUAGAGGGCCACACUGCAGCACGUUAUACUAAUCAGGGUUUUCCUGAUUUUUGUAGACUUGUUUUGUUCUUUUGAGAACCAAAUAUGAGAAUUCUGUGGA